Molecule: messenger RNA, 4347 nt
Organism: Pleuronectes platessa (European plaice)
Lineage: Eukaryota; Metazoa; Chordata; Actinopteri; Pleuronectiformes; Pleuronectidae
Gene: clstn2a
Product: calsyntenin 2a
Exons: 20
Coding region: 1-2961 (986 amino acids)
Biological process (GO): positive regulation of synaptic transmission; homophilic cell-cell adhesion; positive regulation of synapse assembly
Cellular component (GO): cell surface; postsynaptic membrane
Molecular function (GO): kinesin binding; calcium ion binding; X11-like protein binding
Source: RefSeq, a predicted model, not a curated record
AUGGCUCUUACCCAGCAUGGUAAGAAUCCCAUCGAGAGUGAUCAGCACGUCUCUGUCAGCGAAUUGAAGGCAAAUGUGAAAGAGAAAUUCAAGGUGUCAGAGCUUUGCUGCAAAGACCUGAUUCAGUGCUUCACUGUGGUGUAUGUGUACACUGCCCUGUCAAACACAUUUGGAGAUGUAGCCACUGGUUCAGAGACGUUGAACAAGCACAAGCCGUGGAUUGAGACAUCCUACCAUGGCGUGAUCACAGAGAACAUGGACACUGUACUGCUGGACCCCCCUCUGGUCGCUCUAGACAAGGAUGCCCCUGUCCCCUAUGCUGGGGAGAUUUGUGCCUUUAAGAUCUACGGUCAGGAUGCUCCAUUUGAGGCGGUGGUGUUGAAUCGCACAUCAGGAGAAGGGGUCCUGAGGGCCAAUAGCCCUGUGGACUGUGAGAGCCAGAAAGAGUACACCUUCAUAAUCCAGGCAUACGAUUGUGGGGCCGGACCCAGCGGGGCUGACUGGAAGAAAUCACACAAGGCGGUGGUUCACAUCCAGGUAGAUGAUGUCAACGAGUUCUGUCCUGUGUUUCGAGAGCCACUGUACAAGGCGUCAGUAACCGAAGGCAAGAUAUACGACAGCAUUCUGCAGGUGGAAGCAUGGGACCAGGACUGUUCACCACAAUACAGCCAAAUCUGCAACUAUGAAAUUGUCACUGCACGGACGCCAUUUGCCAUAGACCGCAAUGGUAACAUCAGAAACACAGAGCGUCUGAGCUACGACAAGCAGCAGAGCUACAAGAUCAUGGUGACGGCUUUCGACUGUGGUCAAAAGAGAGCAAAGGAGGACGUGGCUGUGCAUAUUGAUGUCAAGCCUGUCUGCAAACCUGGAUGGCAAGGUUGGAACAAGCGGGUGGACUAUGAACCGGGGACUGGAAGCAAGCAGCUGUUCCCCAAGAUGCGCUUGGAAACCUGCGGUGGUCCCCUGUCCGGCGUGAGGGCGAUGGUGGAGCUGCAGACCAAUCACAUCGGGAAGGGCUGUGACCGAGAAACCUACGCUGAAAAGUCUCUCCAAAAGCUCUGCGGUGCAGCAUCUGGCAGCACCGACCUCCUUCCUGCCCCCAGCCCUUCCACAAACUGGACAGCCUCUCUGCUGACUGACAGUGGGCGAGACAGUGACCUCAUCUACAGAUUUGACGGACGCCAGGCUGCCAAUGUUCCAGAUCACGUGGUGCCCCAAAACCUAACAGACCAGUUCACCAUAGCAACGUGGAUGAAACACGGGCCCAGUCCAGGACUCAGAGCGGAGAAGGAAACCUUACUGUGUAACUCUGACAAGACAGAGAUGAACCGCCACCAUUACUCUCUGUAUGUACACAACUGCCGCCUGGUGCUCCUGCUCAGGAGAGACUUCACUCAGGUCGACACCUUCAGACCUGCCGAGUUCCACUGGAAACUGGAACAAAUUUGUGACAAGGAAUGGCAUUAUUAUGUUAUCAACGUGGAGUUUCCUGCGGUGACACUAUUUGUGGAUGGUGUGACCUACGAACCCUACUUGGUGACGGAUGACUGGCCGAUCCAUGCCUCAAAGAUUGAUACACAGCUGACUGUGGGUGCCUGCUGGCAAGGUGGAGAGGUAGCCACCCCCAGGUUCACUCAGUUUUUCCAUGGCAGCCUGUCAGGUCUGACGAUCCGACCAGGCCGGAUUGAAACCCAGAAGGUUAUCUCGUGUUUGCAGGCCUGUAAAGAAGGACUUGAUAUCAACUCCCUCGAGAGCCUGGCUAAGGACAUAAAGUUCCAUUUCAACCCUGCCCAGUCUGUGCUGGUUGUGGAAGGAGAGGAUGUGGACAGCAUCAACACAGCCAUGACCAAGGUCUCCUACAUCAACUCUCGCCAGUUCCCCACCGCAGGCCUCCGGCGGCUGCACAUCACCACCACAGUGCAGUGUUUCGGGGAGGACACUUGUCUCUCCAUCCCGGACGUCAAGGCAGUGGUUAUGGUGCUGCCGCCCAGUGAACCGAGAAUCACAAUUACAGGAUCUAAUCGACUCGUCAGGCCUGCCGCUGACCUGCAGGGCCCGCUGGGUGUGGCCCCCUUCAAGGAGCUUCACAUCACCAGCACCGUAAUGAAGGGAGGCAGCUUCGGUGGAUUCCAUAGGCCAGGUGUGAAGGAGGUGAUGCACAACCUGGACUACUGUGACAUCCUGGUCAUUGGAGAGGAACUGAGCCCCGAGAGAGAGAGUCUGGAGAUUCAUCACAACGCUUUGUUGGGAAAACAUCUGGACGCCACCAACUCCACCUCUGGAAUUUCCAUAUAUGGUGUGGACUCCAUGGCUCACUAUGAGCAGGCGCUGAGGCAGGUGCGCUACAGGAACUGGCGACCUGCCACUCUGACAGAGCGCAGGUUCAGACUCACCUGCUCCGAGCUCAACGGGCGUUACACCAGCAACGAGUUCAACUUGGAGGUCGGUGUUCUCCACCACUCAGCGCCUGUGGAACAUGUCAAUCAUAUGGCAGCCCAGCCCCAGUACAUGAGACCUGUCCAUCACCCACUCAUGAUACACACUCCAAACUCACACAUGUCAGGAGCAGCGCCACCAGCAGCGACAGCAGUGAUCGUGGUUUGCAUCGCCGCCCUGGUUGUGAUUGUGGUGAUUGGUGUGUACAGGAUCCACGCCACACAUCAGGAGGGGUCCAGAGAGGACGAGGACGAGGUCAAGGACCCCGAGGGGGACUGGGACAAGUCUGCCCUCAACAUCACCGUCAACCCCAUGGAGAACGUGAGAGGAGCACAAGCUGUGGACGAGGAGGUAAAAGAAGAGAAGCAGGUGGAGGAAGAGGAGGAGGAGGACGAAGAACAAGGAUUGACGAGUGCUGAGUCAGACAACAGUGACGAAGAGGAGGACGAGGAAGAGAGAGAGGAGAUGAAGAAGAGGAAGCAGAGGGGAAGACUUGAGUGGGACAGUUCCUCCAUAAAAUACUGAUCACACAGAAACACACACACACAUAAAUAUAAACCUACAUAUACACAACACUCUGCAAGUGUGUCGCUCCCAAGUUGUUAUUUUCAAUGAAACAUCACCCUCUGCUGGACAAAAUCAGAAGUACAGAAUCAGCUGCUGCCUCUCAGCGUCUGUAUGCACAUGAAUUAAGAUUCACAUCACAGUCAGUGAGGCAGAACAAAAUACAUCCAACAAGCACAGCCCUUUCAUUAUGUGUGCAGAAUUAGUCUGAGUUUCACUGACAACACUGAACUUCAAACUCGCAAAUGAUCAAGAGUGAAAUCUGAAAAAUGGCGACACGAGGAUGAUUUGAGCUUUUACGUCCACAUUUAAUAUUUGCAGUUAUGUGUGUCCUCAGAUACGUUUUGUAUUUGUUCCUCUCUAAAGAGAUUGUCUGCAAGACGGCGAGUUACAAACAGAUUAUACAGCGAGAUGUAUCCCCGUACAUAUCCAUUGAUAAAUGUAUUCAUUAAACCUUUUUAAUAGAAUUCCUUCAGCCUAUUUAGUAGAUAUAAAAUAGCUGUAUUGUCACUAAGUGUAUAACCUCUGUUCUCAGCGUUAAGUCGUCAUCUGUAACACUUUUCUGUCUCUAACGUGUGUGUGAUCAGAGCUGAGUUUCACCAAACGCAUCACAGUGCUGUGGUUCUGUGGCCUGGAGACAAGAGAGAAAUCUGCAUCUUUUACAUUAAUACUGCACAUUAAUCCCGAUUUACACACAAGUCAAAGAUGAAUUAUUGUCUGUUUAACAUAUAUUUAAUUUUCAAAAUCAUUACUUUUCCGUCUGUUCAGAGCCGGGGGACAAAGUUGUUUGCGGUUGAACUCCUCUCAGAACCGGGCUGAUGUCGUUCAGAGCCUGUUUGCAUGUGUCCUGAUCCAUUACUAUUUACUAUUGAAAUCCACUUCAUGUCUUGAUUUUAAUUCCAUUUAAACAAUGCCUUCUAUGCAGUUAAAGAUCCAGUAAAACCAGUUCACAGACACUGAAAGUCCAACUAUUUAGACUUUUAGAGGAUCAGUGCCUGACUGGACCUUUGUUGCCCAGUAUGGGUCAAUCUCAAAAAUAUGCCUGAUCUUACACUACCCAUAAUGCAUCUCAGUUGGACAUCCCUGCAGCUUAAAACCUCAGUACAGUGCAGACCUGUAGCAGAGCAGAGACGAUGUGGCUUCUUGAUGUGAAAUGGCAAAGUUCCUCUUAUCAUGGAUGGAUUUUCAAACCACAACCCACAUAACCAAAUAUCACACGGGCCCUUCAACCACGCAGCAUACGUCACUUUGAGAUUAUAUUUAUUUAUUUUUACAUGUUAAGACAACAGUAAGUGUCAGAUAAAGUUUUAACACAAUGAAAUUUAAAAUAAAAUGAUUUCAUUUCAU